AUGACCAAGACGAGCGCCCCCCAGACGGUCACGGUCGGCGUGCUCGCCCUGCAGGGCGCCUUCAGCGAGCACGUCCAGCUGCUGCGCCAGGCCGUUGGCGAGCUCAAGGCCAAGCGCGUCGACGAUGACUCACAGUGGACGCUGCUGGAGGUGCGCACGCCCGACGAGCUCGCCCGCUGCAAUGCCCUGAUUCUGCCGGGCGGCGAGAGCACCACCAUGUCGCUGGUGGCGCAGCGGUCGGGGCUGCUGGAGCCGCUGAGGGAGUUUGUCAAAGUCCAACGCAAUCCCACCUGGGGCACUUGUGCCGGCCUGAUCCUGCUCGCCGAAUCCGCCAACCGCACCAAGAAAGGUGGACAGGAGCUCAUUGGCGGCCUGGACGUGCGCGUCUCCCGCAACCACUUUGGCCGCCAAACCGAGUCCUUCCAAGCGAACCUCGACCUGCCGUUCCUCGCACACACGCAGGGCGUCGCAGCGCCUACCUCCGAACGUCCCUUCCCCAGCGUGUUCAUCCGCGCGCCAGUCGUCGAGAAACUUUUGCCCCACGUCGAAGGCAUUCAGGAAGAGGAGGCUCAGGACGUGGACGGCACGAUUGUCGCGCCAAGUAAGGUUCCACAGGGCGAUGUUGCCCGGCAAGAGUUUGAGGCAAGCGUCGAAGUUAUGGCGAGGUUGCCGGGGAGGGCGAAGGCUUUAAGUGAUGGCACGACCACAGCCAAGGACGAGGGAGAGGAGGGUGACAUCAUUGCCGUGAGGCAGGGGAAUGUUUUCGGGACCAGUUUCCACCCAGAGUUGACGGGCGACGCAAGGAUCCAUGUGUGGUGGUUGGAGCAGGUUCUCGAGGCACUGCGGAGGCAACACGCUGCCAGCGCCUGA
Molecule: messenger RNA, 870 nt
Organism: Aplosporella prunicola CBS 121167
Lineage: Eukaryota; Fungi; Ascomycota; Dothideomycetes; Botryosphaeriales; Aplosporellaceae
Exons: 2
Coding region: 1-870 (289 amino acids)
Biological process (GO): pyridoxal 5'-phosphate biosynthetic process; pyridoxine metabolic process
Cellular component (GO): cytosol; glutaminase complex
Molecular function (GO): glutaminase activity
Source: RefSeq, a predicted model, not a curated record